GAGUCACUUCUCACAAUUCUUUAUAAGGGGUUCCCGACAAAUCAACUCAAUGUCUCGCGCUGCAAAAUUAACCCUCUUCGGCACUUCACUCUUUGCCGCCAGCACUAUAGUCUUCGUACAUUAUGCGCAGACGGCCGAGAAAGCUGCAAUGCACGCAGGCGUAAUCCGAGACAUGGAACAACAGCGCAUAAAAAAAGAGCGCCAGUUAGAUUUCGAUUUGCAGCGGGCGAUGGAAGAAGAAUAUAGGAAGGUGCAGAAUGUUAGCGACGGGACUACGAGGUGAUAUACCGCUGCGGCUUCAAACUUGUAUACGUGUUGUGUCUAGAGAUUAAGAAUUAUGGUACUCGUUUGAGGAAUGAACGAGAGGGAAGUGUAUAUUACAAACCUGGGUACGCGGCAACAAAAAUUACGGAUCAAUAUGUAUGAGUAUGAAA
Botrytis cinerea B05.10 is the source of this 434-nucleotide messenger RNA. RefSeq lists its product as hypothetical. The transcript has 2 exons. The record is from RefSeq and is a predicted model, not a curated record. Lineage: Eukaryota; Fungi; Ascomycota; Leotiomycetes; Helotiales; Sclerotiniaceae. The coding region runs from base 50 to 283 and encodes 77 amino acids. Gene Ontology annotation, biological process: mitochondrial respiratory chain complex IV assembly. Gene Ontology annotation, cellular component: mitochondrion.